GGCUCUAUCUGCGCAUGCGCGCGCGCGUCAGCUGGGACGUAAACGGACGUAAACAAGCUACAGGAAGUGCAGCUGUUACAUUGAUCAUAGCGGGUGAUAUGGAGAGGUGACGCGUCAUCAGACCCAACAGCCAAUCCCAGGACAUCGUGCUGCGAGGAGCGCAGAGAUGACGGAGUGCUUCCUGCCACCCAGUAGCAGCCCUGCGGAGCAGAGGAGGGCAGAGCAUCCCGGGGGCGUGGCUCGUACCCCGAGCUCUGAAGAGAUCAGCCCCACUAAGUUCCCAGGUCUGUACCGUACGGGCGACCCCUCACCCCCUCACGACGGACACCACCAUGAGCCACCCGACGCCGCAUCCGAUGACGAAAAGGAGCACAACAAGAAGAAGAACAAGUUUAAGAAGAAGGAGAAACGCACCGAGGGAUACGCGGCGUUCCAGGAGGACAGUUCUGCCGAUGAGGCCGAGAGCCCGUCUAAGAUGAAGCGCUCCAAGGGCAUCCACGUCUUCAAGAAGCCCAGUUUCUCCAAGAAGAAAGAAAAGGACUUCAAAGUGAAGGAGAAGGGGCCUAAAGAGGAGAAGGCUAAGGACAAGAAGUCCAAAGACCUGACGGCAGCGGACGUCGUGAAACAGUGGAAAGAGAAGAAAAAGAAGAAAAAGCCCAGUGCCGAGCCCGAACCCAUCGUCACGGAGACGGUGAUGACAUUCCGGCCGAUCUUCGGAGCACCUCUAGCGGAAGCGGUGAGGAGAACAGCUCUGUAUGAUGGGAUACAGCUCCCGGCCAUCUUCAGAGAGUGUGUGGACUACAUCGAGAGCUACGGCAUGAAAUGUGAAGGCAUCUAUCGUGUCUCUGGUAUGAAGUCAAAGGUUGAUGAGCUGAAAGCAGCGUAUGACCGUGAGGAGUGUCCGUGUCUGGAGGAGUAUGAUCCUCACACGGUGGCCAGCCUGUUGAAGCAGUUCCUGCGAGAGCUGCCUGAUAACCUGCUGUGUAAAGAGCUGGCCCAGCGUUUUGAGGAGGCCUGCGGGCGGCCCAGCGAGGCAGAGAAACUGCAGGAGUUUCAGAGACUCCUGGGGGAGGUUCCCGCGGGGAGCAGGCUCCUCCUGGCCUGGCUCAUCACUCACAUGGACCACGUCAUCGCCCGCGAGACUGACACCAAGAUGAACAUCCAGAACAUCUCUAUUGUGCUCAAUCCCACCGUACAGAUCGGGAAUCGUGUGCUGUAUGUGUUUUUCACUCACGUCCGUGAGCUGUUCGGUGAUGUGGUUCUGAAGCCGGUCGUCCGUCCUCUGCGUUGGUCCAAUAUGGCCACCAUGCCGACCCUACCUGAGACCCAGGAGAGCAUUAAAGAAGAGAUCCGCAGACAGGAGUUCCUCUUGAACCGUCUGCACAGAGAUCUGCAGGCCGGUGUGAAGGAUCUGUCCAAGGAGGAGAGACUCUGGGAGGUGCAGCGGAUCGUCACCGCACUGAAACGCAAGCUCCGCGAGGCCAAGAGACAGGAGUGUGAGACUAAAAUCGCGCAGGAAAUCGCCAGCCUGUCUAAAGAGGACGUUUCAAAGGAGGAGAUGUCUGAGAACGAGGAGGAAGUUAUUAAUCUUCUCCUGGCACAGGAGAAUGAGAUCCUAACAGAGCAGGAGGAGCUGAUAUCACUGGAGCAGGUGCUGCGUCGGCAAAUUGCCACGGAGAAAGAAGAAAUUGAGCGACUGCGUGCGGAGAUAGCAGAUAUACAGAGCCGUCAGCAGGGCCGCAGUGAAACAGAGGAGUAUUCAUCAGACAGCGAGAGCGAGAGUGAAGAUGAAGAGGAACUGCAGAUGAUUCUAGAAGACCUGCAGAAACAGAACGAAGAGCUAGAGAAUAAAAACACUCAUCUGAAUCAGGCCAUCCAUGAGGAACAGGAGGCCAUAUUGGAACUGCGUGUUCAGCUCCGCAUCCUUCAGACUCACAAGCUGCAGCAGGAGCUCACAUCCCCGCCCACUUCCGAACAGGCCCCGCCCUCCCAGCCCAGCCCAGAGGAACGAUCUAGAGCGGACGAGCCAAUCAAACGCACCGCAGCGGUCGCCAUAGAACCCACGGCCGCUGCCGCCCCAGCCAAUGGGAAGCCUGGUAAAGAUGCCAUGAAGCCAUCACCCAGCAAAGACAAGAGGGAGGCCAACCUGUAAACCAUCUGACCAUCACUACACCUGCGCUUGUGUGUGCUCAUCACGUAACUGUGACAUCUUGGGUCAAGGGUCAGCAAGGUGAAGUGAGAUGGUUGUUACACUGGGAGAAAACUGGACAGCAGAGGACGGAGGCGAGAUGUGAUUUGUAGGUCAAUAGUUCUAAAGAGAGGCGAGUAUGAGAAACAUUUCUGAUUGGUCAUCGUCACAGUGGAGUGAAAUUGGAUUCUUUUGACACGUUUAAGUUUGUAUGUGUAGUUGCAGCAGCACAAUCAGAUCUUUGUGAGUGCUCAGAUUCGAUCUGCCCUUUGACCCCUGCCUAAAAAGAUAGGCUAAUUCUCUUUUUUCUAAUUAGUUAAGAGUAUUAGGGGUUUGUGUUUAAAAAAAAAAAAAAAGUGUAUCUCAUCUGUCCAGGUCAAUUUUUACUCCAAAAUCAAAAGAAAAAAUAGGUAUUAUAUUAUAUUAUAUUAUAUUAUAUUAUAUUAUAUUAUAUUAUAUUAUAUUAUAUUAUAUUAUAUUAUAUUAUAUUAUAUUUUGCAUUAAGAAAAUUAAACCUCUUUUUAAGUCUUUUUUUGCAUUCUAACAUUAUUUACAUUACUAUUAAGCACUUUUCUACAUAAUUGCCAUUACCUUAAUUUAAAUAAAAUGUCAUUCUCAUGACGAACAUGUGGUAAUACAGAAAAAUAUUGAUAUAUUAUUUACAUUAUGAAGUAUAUAUCACGUUGUAUCAAGUAUGUUGUAAUGCUUUUAUGCAGAUUUAAAUUUAAAACGUAGUAUUUUAAGUGCAAAUUGUUCUUAAUAGUCAUCAAAUUAAUGUCACAAUGCAAAAAAAUAAAUAAAUAAGUUUAAUUUUCUUUUUGCAAACAUAUUUUUCUUUUCGAUUUUGGGUUAAAAUAUAUGAAAGCCCGUUUCCAUGGAAUAAAUUAUAAUUGCAUCUCCCAAUUUGGAUUUUUUGCAAUUUUGACAAAAAAUGUCGGAAUUGUGAGAUAUAAAUUCAGAAUUCUGACUUUUUCUCACAUUUCUGAGUUUACAUCUGACAAUUCUUUUCUUGCAUUUUACUUGUUUUCCUCAGGAUUUUGAGUUUAUAUUUCACAAUUCAGUUUUUUUUCCACCACAGAAAAAAACAAGAGCUAGUUGCAACUUCUUAUCUCAAAAUUCAGGCUUUGUUUCCUGCAGUUGCUAAUUUAUCUCAUAAUUCUUAUGGAAAAAAUCGAAUUUUGAUAGAUGAUCUCAAGAGACGUUUCAAGAUAAAAAGUUGCAAUUACCUUUUUAUGUAUUUCAUGGCGUGAACGGGCUUUUAUAUAAAUGUGACAUGUUUUCUUAAAAUUCAAUACUUCAAGCAUUUCAAGAAAUACUAAUAGGAUGUUAUGACACAACACUUAAUUGCAUCCUGUGUGAAAGCUCCAAACCACAGGUGACGAACAUCCAUAUCUUCAGUGUUCACAUUACAUUCAGUGCAAAACAAUCAUUUCAGACAAGCAGGUUUACUUUAUUGGUUAUUACUAACAAAUGCAUUUCAUUUAUGCAGUUCUGCUCAUAAUUAAAUCCUGAAGGAGUAAAUACAUUGAGAAAUAUCCCGGAUGUCUGUUGCCAAUGGAGAAAUAAGGAGAUGAGAAUUCAUAAUGGGCUGCCAGCUCUCCAAUUGUGGGUCCAGGUCUAGAACAGAGAUCAAACUGAGAGAAAAUCAGUGAAAAUGAAGUUGUGCCAGAGGUGACUGUGUGCAGCCGCACGCAAGAAUUACUUUGAAGAUGCUCUUGGACAUCGUCAUACAACUAGAUUGUAUUUGGAUAUUCAAAGGAGAUGGUUUUGAACGUUUAUUAUAAACUUCAAUAUUUAAUAAUCAUAUAUAAACAUCUAAUCUGUAACUGCACUAAACCGUGCAGAUCUGCACUUAUAGAAUGAGAAUGAGUUGAUUGCCAUUUGUUGUGGAGUUGAUAACUUUUUUGUUAAUUUCUGUACGUGUCAUGCUAUUUUUUUUAAAACAAAUUUCGUGAAGCACAAGAAUAUUUUUGAUCAUUGAUGAAGUUUGAGGGGUUAUUAUGGGUGGUUUUAAUAAGUGUAGGUGAUCAGAAUCAAAGAAAAGAGAUAUUGCAUGAAUUCAGUUAUGCUUAUAUUUGAAAGAAAGCUUUAUUUUCUUUCUGCAUAAUAUCUUAUUUUUCUUUUGAUUUGUGGUGAAAUAUGAAACUUACUUUUUUUUGAGAGAUCCACCCAACCGCUCCUGAAGUUUUGGCACAGUUGUUACAGAUGUUCUGACACACUGAUCCAUAGUUAUUUUGGAAACUUGCACUAGAUUGUCACCAAUUCUUUCCUUUUUUUUACUACCAAUAUUCUGUCAGUUUCAUUUUAUUGUGUGAUUAUUAUAUUUGUCUAAAGUGCUUGUUGAAUGCUAGUGUACUACUGGAUCUUUGUAUAUUAUUAUUCUCUUUCAGAUAUAACACAUUUCCUCCCUCUUUUUACUUUUGGUUUGUUUUUUCUUUUUCUUUCUUGACAUGCUGUCAAGUUGCAUUUCAGAGAUACUGUAUAAUUCUAUUUAAAGCUAUUGACAAACUACAUUGUAUGUGUAAAAAAAAAAAAAAAAACUUGUUUUUUCCACACUAGAUGUCUCUCUGUUAGAACUUAUCUCAAAGAGAUACACACCUGCUCGUCUACUUUUGGAAAUGAUAGUUUUUCGUAUUAUAAGCAAAGCUUUUGUAGCUCAUGAUCAUUGUGCACAGAAUGCUAAAAUAAAAUAAAAUAAAAUGAUAUGUUGGACAGUAA
Molecule: messenger RNA, 4906 nt
Organism: Cyprinus carpio (common carp)
Lineage: Eukaryota; Metazoa; Chordata; Actinopteri; Cypriniformes; Cyprinidae
Product: ralA-binding protein 1
Biological process (GO): endocytosis; positive regulation of GTPase activity; small GTPase-mediated signal transduction
Cellular component (GO): membrane
Molecular function (GO): GTPase activator activity; small GTPase binding
Source: RefSeq, a predicted model, not a curated record